Girardinichthys multiradiatus is the source of this 9175-nucleotide messenger RNA. RefSeq names its product gamma-aminobutyric acid receptor subunit beta-2-like. Lineage: Eukaryota; Metazoa; Chordata; Actinopteri; Cyprinodontiformes; Goodeidae. Gene Ontology annotation, cellular component: GABA-A receptor complex; membrane; synapse. Gene Ontology annotation, biological process: signal transduction; chemical synaptic transmission; monoatomic ion transmembrane transport. The coding region runs from base 549 to 2126 and encodes 525 amino acids. The record is from RefSeq and is a predicted model, not a curated record. Gene Ontology annotation, molecular function: GABA-A receptor activity; neurotransmitter receptor activity; extracellular ligand-gated monoatomic ion channel activity. The transcript has 13 exons.
CCUUGGGAAAAAAACAUCAAUGUCGACUUAAAGUCAGGGAGCCUGCAGAGCUAGUACUUGGUGGCUUGGAGGAUCAGCGAGACCAGAGGCCAACCACUGCGUUGUCAUCCUGUGUCAAAGUCUAAUCACCACUUUUGAUGCCAAGACACUAAAAUAGGAUCCUUUGGCAGAAGUUGUUCAAUAAUCCUCCUUUUCCUUUCCUCUCUCUAUCAGUCCCUCCAUCUUUCCUCCCAUCCAACUGUGGCUAAAGCUGACACUCAACCUGGACUCGAGUCAGCAGUUCUGGCAAGGCUGACCAACGUCUGUCAGGGGCAGGGUGAAAAACUGAGAGAAAGAUGAAGAGGAACAGAGUUGGCUAGCUAUCCAUGGUUUUGGUGUUGGUCAGAUGGGGUAUUUUCCUGUCAUCAAAUUGUUCCAACUGAGGUGUGGAUGUCUUCUACUUCUUGAAAGAAAUUAACUCUGCUGCUUCUAUGAUUGAUGUUCUUCUUGCCUGACCUGUUUGAUGGAUUGAUGACUUCUCAAGUGGCAGUGUCAAUGACCCUAGCAAUAUGCCUUUGGUCAAAGAAACGGUGGACAGACUGUUAAAAGGUUAUGAUAUACGACUGAGGCCAGAUUUCGGAGGUCCUCCAGUUGGAGUGGGAAUGAAUAUAGAUAUAGCCAGCAUAGACAUGGUAUCAGAAGUCAAUAUGACUCCCCAGCACUUGCGCACACCCACACCCACUGCGGCUAUGUUGGAGAUGAAGAGCCUUUUCCCCACAGAGAGGACACGUGAAAGACACGGGAGCUGGAUGUUAAAAGACUACACAUUGACAAUGUACUUCCAGCAGGCCUGGCGAGACAAGCGGCUGUCCUACUCAGAGAUCCCACUUAAUCUGACCUUAGAUAACCGGGUGGCUGACCAGCUCUGGGUCCCCGACACCUACUUUCUCAAUGACAAGAAGUCGUUUGUUCAUGGUGUCACAGUGAAAAAUCGAAUGAUCCGACUACAUCCAGAUGGCACCGUAUUGUACGGUCUAAGGAUUACUACUACAGCUGCAUGUAUGAUGGACCUAAGAAGGUAUCCACUAGAUGAGCAAAACUGCACACUUGAGAUAGAGAGCUAUGGUUACACCACUGAUGACAUUGAAUUCUACUGGCGAGGAGGAGAUAAUGCUGUGACAGGGGUGGACAAGAUUGAACUUCCCCAGUUCUCCAUUGUGGAUCAUAAGCUCAUCUCAAAGAAUGUUGUCUUCUCCACAGGCUCUUAUCCACGUCUUUCCUUGAGUUUCAAGCUAAAGAGGAAUAUUGGAUAUUUCAUCCUGCAGACAUACAUGCCUUCUAUCCUCAUCACCAUACUCUCAUGGGUUUCUUUCUGGAUCAACUAUGAUGCCUCUGCAGCCAGGGUGGCUCUAGGUAUAACCACGGUGCUCACCAUGACAACCAUUAACACCCACCUGAGAGAAACCCUUCCCAAAAUCCCUUAUGUCAAGGCCAUAGACAUGUACCUCAUGGGCUGCUUUGUGUUUGUCUUCCUGGCUCUGCUCGAGUAUGCACUGGUGAACUACAUCUUCUUUGGCCAGGGUCCUCAGCGUCAGAAAAAGGCUGCUGAGAAGAUAGCAACAGCAAACAAUGAAAAGAUGAGGAUGGAUCCAAAUAAGUGGCUGGUGGGAAAUGUAGUUGGCAGAGAUGAUACUCUGUAUGCAAGAAUGAAAUCAAGAGACCUAGCUGGCCAUGAUUCAAUUUGGGAACCGAUCUUCAUGGAUGAUGCAGCAAUUGGGCUUGGUGAUCAAAAGCACAAGAUGGAUGCACACGAAAACAUCCUCUUGGGGACUCUGGAUAUCAAGAACGACAUGGGAGUUACAGAGUUAGCUCUGGGUCUCAAUGACCCAAGAAAUACCAUGUUAACAUAUGACAGCUCAAAUCUGCAAUAUCGCAAAUCAGGGCUGGCAAGGCACAACUUUGGCCGAAACGCACUGGAGCGCCACAUGACUCAAAAGAAAAGCCGACUACGAAGGCGGGCCUCUCAGUUAAAAAUCACUAUCCCAGACUUGACUGAUGUAAACUCCAUUGACAAAUGGUCACGGAUGAUCUUCCCAACUGUUUUUUCCUUCUUCAACAUUGUUUACUGGCUUUACUAUGUCAAUUAAAGACACAGCAAGUGAGUGUAAGCAAGAGCAACAAAAUUAAAUAAGAAUUUACUGUUUGUAUUUGAGUGACUUCAUAUUUAUGUUCUCUUGUAAAACUAGAUGGAAUUGCUGUAUUUGAGACUGGAUCCAUAAUUUCUUGGAACACAAUCUUUGCUGGUUAACACACAAAAACCUUAUUGAAAAGAGAUUACACACUUAUAAGGUGCCUGUUCCUAAAUAUUUGUUUGAACUGUUACAUGAUUUCUUUCUUUUUUGUACUUUGCCGUUUCUAGGUUUGACUCCCGUUUGUUUAUUAAUUGUUAAGUUAAUUCAGGAUUAAAUUACACACUUUGUUAACAAGAGUGUCAAUUAGAUACGAACUGAUAUUAAAGAAAUUCAAAAUUAUGUUUACCUUUACUGAGGCAGCUUAACAGUGAUGUAACUAACUUCCGGUCAACAGGGUUAUCUCACAAUAAUCAUGUCAAAGACUAUUGGCUGUCAGUGGUCUAUCUAAUUGCAUACAAUUGCUAUAAAAAAUUAAAAGACUUUAGAUUUACAAUUUACUAUAUUAUAUAAAGUUUACAUUUUUAUAACACCAUGAUAUUUUUAAACUUUAUCCUAUGUAAUAAAUUGGUGGCACUACAUAAUUGUAUUUUCCUGACAUUUUUGUCAGUUUGUCUUCCUCUUCUGUAAAAUUACAAAUGAUAUAACCAACAAAUGGCACUCUGAUCCUUCAGGAUUUGAUUUAAAAUAUCCUUAAUAAGCUUGUAGGUUCAAUAAAAUGUUGCAACAAAGCAAACAUAUGACGUGACAAAACAAAAAAUAAAACACUUAAUCACCACUUUUGUCAGGUCCACUGUAUCAAAAUCCUGACAGAGUAGAGAACAAAAGAGUAACAAAAUAAAACAUAUCAAGGUUUUGUAAUUAAACAAACUAACUAACUGAACAUGGUAAAAUUUUGAUUUUACUUAACAACAUAUACAGAUAUAAAAAAAAUAUUAUGAAAAGGCUAAAUAUUUUCAUCACUUAUUUCAGAAAGUGAAACUUAUAAAUUAAAUCGAUUCAUUACAAAGAGAAUGAAAUAUUUAAAGCCUUUAUUUCUACUAAUAUUGCUAAUUAUGGCUCACAGAUAAAGUCAGAAAGUUAUUGCUAAAGAAUCAUGUUUCUCACAGUGUUCUGUUUUCAAGCAUAUUCAUAGAAAAUUUUGUGGAAGAAAAAAGUGAGGUGGGGAAAUAUGCCCCACCUCCAAAGUCCUCGUUUCUGUCAAAAGUAAAGUUUACAUUUUAUUUUGAAAUCAACAUCCCAGAGUCUGGAGGAAACAGAGAGGCAUAGAAUCCACAUUGCUUGAAGUGUAGUGUGAAGUUUCCACAGUCAGUGAUUUGGGGUGCCAGGUCAUUUGUUGGUGUUAGUCUAAUGUGUUUUCUGAAGUCCACAGUCAACACAGCAGUCUACCAAGACAUUUUAGAGCACCUAUUGCAACCUGGGCUUCCAUUACACUGCAGCUGUGCCACAAUCUAAAGCCUCCAUGCCACAUUGCAAUGAUGCAUGUAAUUCAUGCAAAGGAGGCACAACCAAGUACUGAAUGCAUAAAAACAAACAUACUUUUUAAAAUCUGUUUUUUAUUGAUGUUAUGUAAUAUUCUAAUUUUCUGAGACUGAGUUUCCAUUAUCUGUAAGCCAUAUUUAGGAAAAUUACAAGAAAUAAAGGUUUAAAAAACCUUAUUCUAUGUAUAAUGAAACCAUAUAAUAUGAGUUGCACUUUCUGAAAUGAGUGACAAAAAAACAUUUUCACAAUAUUCUUUAUAUUUUAGAUUUUCCUGUAUACCCAGUCCACAUGAUUUGAGAUAACUGUUAAUUUUAAAGCAGCUGUCUAUGUAAAUAUCAUUUGUAUAUCACUUACUAUAGAAUACUAUCAUGUAAUAAAUUACAAAUUCAACCUUGAUUUCUUCUAGACUUAGAUUAAGCAUCACUGUCAACAGCUAAAAGCACUUUUAUUAGGUAUACUGAUAAUUUUUUUUGUUUGUUAAAAGCAGGUUCUGCAACUAAAAAGGACCCCAUGGUGCAUUUAAAUGGGCAGAAUGUAAGACAAAAUACAUAGGUUUACAUCUCCUUCAGUAUCAGGUUAUAGCUCUUUUUUAUUAAUUAUAGACUGAAUAAUAUUUUAAGUUGGGAUUUUAAUAGGUUUACUGACUUUAUUUCCUUGUAAACAAUCUUAAAAAACAUCUUAAUAUCAUAGAUUGAAAACCACUUUUAAAAAAUGUUUUCAUUUCAGAAUGAGGCUAAUUAAAAUUUAAAACAAGCUUUCCACAAUGAACUAAGAAGUUGUGCUUUGGAGUGCAUGGUUAAAAGAUUAUUUUCAGAUAUUUCACAAGCCAUAGAGGCUUAACCAUACUCCUGGCACCUGGUGCCUCUGGUGCUUGUCUCAAGGAAACUUAACAACUUAUAAUCACACUUUGUUUUUGUUGUCACAAAAUAAUUAAAACAGGGCUGCAGCUUACAAUAUAUACCUAUUAUACUCAGAUCUCAGAUUCUUACUGCAUAACUGAACUAUGAAUUAUGAGGUCCUAAGAACUAAAUCAAAUCAAAUUUAAGAUGUAAAUUGUCAAGUUAAGAAACUUGUUGAGGACACUCAAGAAUGAUGUACAAAACUAAAUAACUUAAUAAGGACUUCUAAUUUUUUAUCUACAGAAACAAUGCUACUCUGGAAUAUAGGGUAGUUAGAAAUAUCUUCAGUGAAAACAUAAGUGCACAUAUCAGAAUAUUACAAUGCUUCCAUUUAACUGUUUUUGGGCUUGUGUUUCAUGCUUGUUAUAUCCAUUUCCAAGAUUGAAAUUGAGAAUAAUGUAACAACACAUUAAAACGCUAAUUAAGAUAGCAGCAGAAUGUUCCCAAAGAGUAAUAAUGCUACUUGUGAUACACCAAACUCAGGCAUCAAUGCAUAGCACAAUGGCCACCCAAAGUUUUGAUGACAAAGUUUUCAGCUCAAAUUUAGGUUCACAAAGCAAAAAUUUUAAAAAGGAAUUUGUCCUGUGUGCAGGACAUAGUUAAAAAUGUUUUCUGAUUGCCGUACCUUUAAUACAUAUUGAACGAGAAGGAAUUUAAAAGGGCUCUGUAGUAUACCCAGUGUGCCUGUAAUUCACCACAGUGGUAAAAGGCAACGUGUGACAAAAAACAUAAUGCGAAACAUUAAAAUUCCAGCAUUCAGCUGAAACGUUGCAAAUUCUGUUUUGUUGUGAUCAUUAUUGUUAGGCUGCUUUGACAAAGGAAGUGGCGGGCGCAGUGCACUGCUUCAGAAACCAUUCUUGUGAAUAUGUUGUGCAGCGGCAAAUAGUGUCUGUGUUUUGUAGCACAACAUACUGCAGAGCCUGCCACAAUGCGCCUUAUGUCCAAAUUAAAUUAUUUUAACCUUUGUGUCAUAAUUUGUAACAUUAUCUUAGCAUACCCUAUAAGAUUAACUCAUGCUUGCCAAAUCCAUGUCUUUGUGUUUGUGGAAGGCUCACUGAAACUGAUCACAUUGACAUGAGGAAACAUUAGGUUAUUGCAAUUGAUUGAAUUAUAAGAGUGGCAUGAAACGCUGCGAUAGUGCUCUCCACUCAGUGUCAAGUGAACUCCCGCAGUUCACCACACUAUUGCUAUUCACUUUCUUCUUCUACCUAUGAUCAGUGAAUGUAGGUGCAUGUAAAAAACAACUUUACUUGUACAACCUAACCUGCCAAGCCAGUGCACAGUUUCAAGGUGUGUUCCCUUCUCUCCAACUCCAAGAACACAGAGGUGAACAAAACUCAUGCUGCUUCCUAUCUAAAGGCAACCUUACUCUGAUGACCACCAGAAUACAUUAGGGAGUCCUUCAGUAAAAGUGAAAGUCUAACUUUCUCUAAAUAGUAUUUAAUGUAGCUCUCAAACGUUAUCCUGAAGACACCAUCUGUCACAUUAUCAGCAUUUUCUUAUCUGAAUGUUUAUGCUCACGAAGACCCACAGUCCCCUCUUUGAAUUGACUGUUGACUCUGCUGUUGAUUUUGAUGUGUCCUAAUCCCUCCAUUUGGGUUAUUUAUUCCCUUGAAUCCAGAAUUUCAAUUGUUUCAUAAACCAGGGGAAAAAGGUGUUUCCAACUAGGUGUUUUUCUGUGACAAAGGAGAAAUCUAUGCUCCAUACCUGUGUUUACUUCCUCAGAGCUCACCUAAAUUUACUGUAUAGAUGAUCUUGAUUGAAAAAGUGAUUACUAUAUCCUUUUUCUGUGCUGCAAAUCAGUAGCUCCACAUCCAUUCAUUCAACAGAUUCAAGGCCAAUCGAAGUUGGAUUUUCUUUCCAGAAAAUACUUCGCUUUGUGAUUACCAUAAGGCAUUUGCAGGCAGUGUCAUCAAAUAUGGUACAUCAUCAUCCAUAAGCAGUCAGGAUUCAAAAAGCUUUAAAACAGCCUCUUCUUAUCUAAAAAGCUGGUUUUAAAAACUGCUUGUCUUCUCUGAAAAACAAUAGAAAGGCUAAGUCAGAUUUAUUCAUGUUUCAUAUUUUCAAUAUUUUUACUUUGUAUAGAUUUAGAAUAAGAUGAUCUGUGCCCUUUUAUUGAAAAAUGGUUAACCUUUACAUCUUUAUUAUUCAGUUCACCUGACACAAAAAAAGUUACAAGAGUUUAUUAUUCUUAAUAUGUGAGUGGAGAAAGGUGCGUCAAAAUUAAGCACAAUAAAUAUGAAUUUGUAAAUUAAUGUGUUCUUUAGGCUCUGGCAGACAUGACAGACCGCAUCGUCUGUUUCCUUUGUUUAUGUUUUUACACAUUUCUAAAUUGUAUCUGCUAAGUGCAGAUUCAUAUCACAGAGAUAGUAUACAUAUGCAAAUUAUUGCAAUUUCUCAAAAUAUACCUGAAAGGAUACUUGAUAAUUCAUUACAAAUGGAAUAGUAUGUGUUUAUAAAAUACAUAUAAGUGACAGAAGCAACAUUUUAAAUAAUUCAGAUGCAUAUUCCUGUUGUGGUUCAUUGCAAUUUACUAACCCUGCCUGACAACUGACACUAAACCUCUCAAUAUUACCUCACUGGUGUUACAUUGAUAUUAAAACUUAUCAUUGAUUUUUCACUUAUUAAAACAACACAGAAAAACAUUUUUAGAUUUUGUUCCUUCAAAGUACAUAAUUUAGUGGUCAAGAGAAAGGUCCUGAGAUCGAUUUGUUUGUGCUAUUUCCUAUUGUGCCUUAUCAGUAUUAAGAUUCAUAUGGGAAUAAUUUAAAAUUAAUUACACAACAUGAGGAAAGUAGCAUAAACAAAAAUAAAACUUAGAAAAGUAGGUGUUUCAUUUUCAAAAUACAUCCAAAUAAAAUUUAGCCAACAUUAGGGCAAUAUAAGAAAAAGACAAAAAUGUCUCAGAACAAAAUGCAAACAGAAGCUGAUGAACAAAGUGCUCGAAAAAUAUUAAAGAAACAACAUAGAUCAACAAGCAAAUGAAUGUGAAGAGCUGAGAAUAUGUAAUAUAUUUUCUGCAGUAUUUUUCAUUGGGGAGGAUGUAAGCGUGACCUUAGUGCUGGUGAAAUGGCCAUCAUGGCAAAUCACUGAAUAUUACAAAGACAGUAAUAAACAAUACACUCAGAAUGAACAACUGGGUUAAAACAAAAAAGCCAAAAAAAAAAAACAACUAUUCAACUAUGUAUAUAAGGAAAGAUCACCAGUCUUAAUUUGGAACAUAUUAUUGCUGUAAAUACACAAAAUUUAGACAAAAUUUCAUUUCCAGUUUUUUUAUUGUUAUGUAUUGCAAAAACAGAGGCUGUUGUGAAAGUAUGUAAAUAGUCUGCUUUGCAAUCACUUCUCCUACUUUGUUUAUCAAAGUACAUAGCAUUGUUUUUAACCAAAGUGUAAAAUUGUCUUCAUGAAUGUGGUUCAUUCUUUUUCACCAUGGAUUUGCUCUAAUAUGUCAGCAAAUAUAAGUUUUAGAUCACAUGAUUUACAUGUGAUAGCAAAGAGAUUGAAUUUGUACUCAGCGACAUUUGGCCACCAAAUCCUUACAGAAUACCCAUGCAAAAAAAGCACUAGAAACGUGCUAGCCAGUAAGUUCUAUUUUAAUUUGGUAGUGGUCGCCUCCACACCCCUGCCAGUCUUUCUGGUGCCACCAUGGGAAAUCACCCAUAUGGCCAAAAUCACAAACAGCCACUCACUUGAAUGACCAUAUUUAAUGAUUAAAUAUUUUUUCUUAAAAGAGAGAUGCUUUGUGAGCUUGUUUCUGAUUAUUUUCUUUUCUUACUGUUCUUAUUUUGAGCGCCUCACAUCUUAAUUUAUACUAUAUACACAAACAUAUAGAGCAUAGACCUUUUGUUCUACUCAAGACAAAAUCUAGCCAUUUAAAAAUAUUUUUAAGUGUCUUUAACAGACUAAAUCCACCUUAGCUAGAGUUAUAGCUUUGUAAUAUUCAGAGUAAUAUCAUACAUGGUUUGACGUGGUACAUUUAAAUGUAAGCGUACUAGGAGUGAAUGUUUUCCAGAUACAUGUGUUUUAAAGCACAAGUAAAAUUCUACAUUUUGGAUAUGUGUUUGUAAUUCACACUGCUUUUUUGUUAUUUUGUUUCAUAUAUUUUUCUACUUCUAUAUUCUAUGUAAAGAAAAGAAUACAAUUUUCAUAUUUAUAGUAUUGAGAAAGAUUACAUUGCCCUAUACGGCAUAAAAUGUUAAGAUAUUCAUUAGAAUGAAAUCCUUUCAUAAUAAAUUGUGCAAAAUUCAAAGCUACAAAUUCUCCAGUGGUUUGAAAUUGUGUUUUUAACUUUUGUUGUGUUUGCUUGACGGUUGUACAAAUGCAAGGUUUACUGUAGAGAGCUAUAUCCUCUGGAAAGUAGAAGACUGAUGUUGUCGAAGCUUACACAACACAUUUUGAAAAUGGUUUAUGUUUGCACACACUCACAGAAGAAGCCUUAGCCUCCUGCUCCCCUGGACCUCCUGCCAAACUGUUUUAGCCCCUCUUCACCUUCUCAACACCCACAGCCCUGAAACUCAGAGCUCUUCACUUCUUAAAGAUAAGCCCUGUAAAAAGUCAGUUUUUGUCUUUACUAUAAAAACAAUGGAAUUUACUACAUUGUCAAUAAAUAUUGUACACAGUUCUGAA